AUGUCCACUACCCAAAUAUUCCUCAAUUUCCAUCAGUCCUUCCCUUGUUUUCUUGCGAUUGCCAUUGGCAUAUGUUUUUUUUCUUGUUCUUCUAUCAUCUGUUCUCUCUUUUGGGUUUUUUUCACAGACAAUCCUCCAAGGAAUACAUCUGUUGUUGUUGUGGUUUUGGAAAGCAGUGAAGUGUACAUUAUCAUCAGCUUAUCGACCCGGAAUGACACCCAGGUCAUAUAUAUUGAUCCUACGACUGGGUCAUUACGAUACCAAGGAAAGCUUGGGCAUGAAGUUUUUAAUUCUGAAGAGGAAGCUUUCAAAUAUGUAACAGAUGGAUCAAGAUGGGUCUGUAAGAACGUAGUUUAUGCAAGUGCAAUACUUGGUUAUGCUGCACUGGGUAGCUUUGGGAUGCUUUUGGUUGCAACAAAACUGGAGGCUACAAUUCCAAAUCUCCCUGGUUGUGGAUGUGUAUAUACAGUUGCUGAAAGUCAAUGGAUUAAGGUUCCACUUCAACAUGCUCUACCUCAGGGUAAGGGGGAAUUAAAGAAUAUUCAGGAACUGACUGAUGUUGACAUUGAUGGAAAACAUUAUUUUUGUGAAACGAGAGAUAUUACCAGUCCAUUUCCAAGCCGAAGGCCUUUAGAUAAUCCAGAUAGCGAAUUCGUUUGGAAUGAAUUUCUGUCAAAGAGUUUCAAAGAUAUUGGACUGCCACAACAUUGCGUCAUUCUUUUGCAGGUAUUUUAUAUUCUUUCUUAUCUGUGAUCUUGCUCUGUUUUAUGGUUGUCAUUGUUUCAAUGAAAGAACGAGAGAUGGAUGAUUAUUGGUACUAAGAAUAUUGGUGAAUGCCAUUUUCUCUUACGUGUAUUUCUCACUGAGGUAAUGCUCAACUCAAUCCGUGAAUGGUGAUCCAUCUCAUGUUUGCUGUAUGGUUUGACGUUUUUCAUGGAGCAAGAGCUUGAAAUGAAUGCUAGAGAUGUCUGACAUUAGUGACCGUACGAAUUGGCACGGCAAUGCUAGAACUUUUGAAGUGCAAUCUUUUUCAAUUUCUCAAUCUUCGGAGUUCAUCUUUCUCCUUGGAAUCUUAUUAUUUGGCUCCCAAGACAUCUCACACGCUAAGUACCAGAAAGGAGUGGUGUAAUGCUCCGGUUGUCAUAGGCAGUGCAGCCUUGUUUCUUAUAGCAUGAUACUUCAGUUCUAUCAUGUUAAUGUGGAGUUUAUCAAUAAAAAAAAAAUUCGUUAGAUAUCUGGAAGUUUGAAAAACAUUUCUAGGACAGUUAUUGAUUUGGAAUUGAUCUUCAGUGGGGUGGUAUUAUCCUGGCCAAGGUUCAUAGGCAAGGGAGGGGCCCUUGUUAGUCCAUUGGAGUCUUGCUGAGAAAGAGGAAAGUCAAUGCCUAAUGGCAUAUGCAUCUCCAGCAGCUACUUUUUUGGUUUCCUUGCUGAGGACGCACGUUGGGUUGUUUUCUGCGUAUGUCAAAAUAUUUGGGGUAGGCAACAAGGUAUUGUUGGUUACCGCCAGAUUCAUGUGGUGUUGAAAGCAUAGCUAGCCUUUUGGAGGAAUUAUCAGCGGCAAAUAAUAAAAGACGAAAAAUGAAGUUCUGGUUAGAUUGUUUACCAUCAGUGCAUUAAUUUUGUUGAUUACUAAGAGCUUGAGUGAGGCCAUUCUAGCGGAGGCUUCUUUUAAAUUGAUUGUGAUUUAUGGGUGAUCAUCGGGUGAGUAGACCAAAAAUUGACCUGAUCCAGUGUAUUUUUUGAAGCCUUCGUAUGAUAAUGCUUAGACGAAUCAUUCUUUUCAGGGACACUUGGUUCCAGUCGAGUGUGAUAUUUGUUAUGUUUACCCAUUUGUCCUUGUAAGUACUCAUUUAUUACAAGAGGAUCGACGGCAUAGCAGGGUUCCAACCGUCCUGGUGUAGACAUGGGAGAUGUUUAAAAGAAUGGUUUUUGGAGAGCACGUGUUUGCGCCCCAUUUUCUUUUGCAUAUAGUAAUGUAUUUGUCUUGCCUAUCCGCAUCCAUGUGAUAAAUUUUUUUUGACUUAGAAUGUGAUAGUUGUAUGGUAUAUUCCUUUUAUAACUAGUAUCUAUAGGGGUUUGCAGACAGCCGAAGUUUAGCAUUGACGGGCCAACAAGGAGGGACUGUUGCACUGGUAGCACGGCGAAGCAGGCUUCAUCCUGGCACACGUUAUCUGGCCCGAGGCUUGAAUGCAUGCUUCAGCACAGGUAGUGUCUCUAUCCCAUGUAUUAUAACUAGUUUUUAAAAUUUUAGGAGAAAAUAAUCAUAUCCUGUGGUACCGUUAUUAGGAUUAAAAUUUCAAUGACUGAAUCCUCAAAAUUUCUUCUCUGAAUUCCAGUUCCAUGUACUCUGAUAUUUCAACCCAUCCUUACCGUAAAUUCCAUGACAUUCAGAUCUUUUAUUAACAAAAAGGAUCAACCAUCAAAAUUUGAUAACUGAUAUAGAAGGAUGGGCCCAUAAUUAAAAUCAAUAUUUUGAUUUAUAAUCGGUUAAAGUAUAUGUACACAUUUUAAUAAGAUUGUUCGGAUUGCUAAUGUCAGGCUCACAGCCAAAAAUAUUUUACCUAGUUUGCAGGUAGAGGCGUCCAUAUUUACCUGGUUAGGAUGUUAUGGACAACUUAGGCUGCAGUACAUAGCCAGCCACUCUCAAAUUUUGUUUUUCAUACUGAUCUUUUAAAUAGUGACACCCACAGGAAGGUCCAAGCAAUUUAUAGCAUAAAAUUGAUGAUAACUUAAUUUUAAAUCAAUUGAGAAUGCAUUUACGUCUGUAUGAGUAGAAGCGGCUAAUUAUGAGUGAAGUUUUGGAGUUUAAAGAAAAAUUGUGGAUGGAAACAUCUAAAUGUUUGAGAAGGGACGUGACAGAACCAGGAUAUCCAAUCAAUAAAAGGGUUCGAAUUUUUUUUAGUUGUGAUAUUGGCACACGGAGUGAUACAAUUACAUUGAUCCUUUUUUAUUUUCAUCUAUUGAAAAUGAGGCUGUAUUUGUUGGAUGUUUGAGUGCUUGAUGUGAAGUUUCCCUGCUCUUUAGUGGUUCCCCUAUUGAUUUUAGUGGAAGUUUAUCAUCUCAUGUCUAGCCGUCCCAGUGGACACUUAUCAUUGUAGAGACGUUUAUUUGGUCUCUUUUACGGUUUUAGAAAAAGAGCGUUGUUUAGGUUAUGAUAAACUUUUUUUACUGCUCAACAUUAUUCUAACACUGAUACGUAAACCCACAAGAAACUUAUAUGACAGGAUUUUUAAAAAUUGUGUAUGGUAUAUUUUUAACAGGAAAUGAAGCAGAGUGCGAGCAACUAGUAUGGGUCUCACAGGGGACUGGGCAAAGUAUUCCUUUCAGCUCUUAUAUCUGGAGACGAGGUACCAUACCGGUCUGGUGGGGCGCUGAGCUUAAAAUCACUGCUGCAGAAGCUGAAAUUUAUGUGUCAUCUCAAGAUCCUUACAGAGGAAGUGCGGAAUAUUACAAGAGAUUAAGCAAGAGAUAUGGUGUACGGAAUUCAGAUUUAAUGAUAGUCAACCAGAAAAAAAACUCUUUAGUCCCCAUUGUGUGUAUCAACUUACUAAGGCAUGGGGAAGGGAAGCCAGAAACUAUUUUGGUCGAACACUUUGCUGAGUGUUUAAAUAAUAUUAAAUCUAGUGGAAAACUUUCUUUUACUCAGUUGUAUUUAAAAAAUUUUGACUGGCAUACUAAUGUGAAGUUGAAAGGAGAGCAGGAGACAAUUGAGGAUCUGUGGAAGUAUCUCAAGACUCCUACCGUGGGUAUUGGAUUCUGUGAAGGAAUGUAUUCUCCUUCUCUGCAGCAGCUUGCGACAUUUAAAGGCGGGUCUAUUGUUGAGAAUGAUGAUAUUACAGGGGGUUUCUGCUUGACAGGUCUUCAAAAUGGGGUAAUACGCUUCAAUUGUGCGGAUUCUCUGGACAGAACAAAUGCUGCUAGUUAUUUUGGAUGCCUUCAAGUUUUUGCUGAACAAUGUAGACGACUAGGGAUUUCCAUUGACAGUGAUGCGAUGUCUACCGUCUCAUCAACAAACAGUAACUCCUUACCACCAGGAUGGGUGCAGUACACUCAUGCUGAGACAGGGAGGACCUACUAUGCUAAUCACAACACAAGAACCACUACAUGGGAGCACCCAUGUAAGGAGAAGCCUUGGAAAAAAUUUGAUAUGUCAUUUGAUCAGUUCAAGAAUUCAACAAUGUUAUAUCCGAUAACCAAAUUGGCUGAACUCUUCCUGCUGGCUGGUGAUAUCCAUGCAACACUUUACACUGGAUCCAAAGCCAUGCAUAGUCAAAUACUUAACAUAUUCAGUGAUGAUGCUGGCAAGUUUAAGCAGUUCUCAGCUGCACAGAAUAUGAAGAUCACACUACAGAGAAGAUACAACAACGUGGUUGUUGAUAGCUCCCGUCAAAAGCAGUUAGAGAUGUUCCUUGGAAUAAGGAUGUUUAAACAUCUCCCAUCAGUUCCUGUUUAUCCUUUGCAGGUUGGGAACAAAAUUUUUUAGUUGAAGAAUUUUUACAAGAUGCUAUUUGGUCUCUACUGCAGUUUAGUCACUACUCUCAGAGAUAUUUUCCAUGUCUGCCGUUGGUUGGCAUGUAUAAUGCAAUUAUUUACUCAAUUAUUCUCACAAUAAAGCAUACUUCUCGGCUAUUCAUGCUAAAAAAUUGAGGGAUUCAUUGUCUUAGCACCAUCGUGAAGAAUCUGCAUGUUUCUUCUUAAGGUUGAUGGCUUCCUGUGCCCUACAAAAUACAUGGAAGCAUAAGCUUACAGAAAAAAAAAAUGUUCGUUGAUUGGGAAAUCUAACUUAUAUCUCAGUGUUAUCCUGACAGUUUUAGAUUUAUACUUUAUGGGUUUUUUAGUGAGAAGACUCUUCAUUUAUGCUUUCUUCCUUUUUCCGUUCAAGGAAAUCUCGUGAUACUGCACUUUUUUUUCUACUAUGUUGCCUCAGCAUUUUUUUUAAUCAAAUGUUCUCGAUUUUAUAUUUUUUCUCUGUAUCUACGUUAUGAUCGAUUUCUUCAGUUUACCAUAGGCUUAUCUCUCUAGGUUGCGCAGGCAUUUUGUGAAAAGGGAAGUCAGAAUAUGCCUCAUAUAGGGGAGCACAAUUUGAAAGUCAAUGAUUGCGGUUUUCUCAAGGUUUUUUUAUCUGUCACGUUGGACCCAAUGACCAAUUGAGUAAUGUCUGGGACCUGGGAUAGAGAUCUACCAAAGUCCAUUUUGAUAAGAGUUCAAUUUUCUCAACAGUCUUCUUUAAUCACAUACUAAGUAAUUCAUUGAGAGAUUGAUUUUAGUAACAGCAAUCCAAUGAGAGAACCGCCACAAAAAGCUUGAUACGAAGAAAUUUUAGGAAUUUUUAUUUUGAUUGCAGGUUGUAGCUGCUAGGAGUUUUUGUGAGCUCUUUUCGUGGUAGCUGAGACAUGCCAUUUUUCACAUCCGCGUUCAUUUGGUUUCCUUCCUGACAAUUAUUCAUUCCAGGUUUCGUUGUUCUUGUUCAUUUAUCAAUUCAAAGUCAUACUAUUUUUUUUUUCAAUUCGUGAACAGUACAUACAUUUUGUGAUCUUAAAUUAUCCAAUUUUUGUCCUACUGUUAAAAAAAUUAUGAAUUUUUUAUUAAUUUACUUUAAAAUAUGAUUCCUUAAUUUUCUUCUCAAGGCAACAUAAACUUGCUGCCCAUAAUAGCUGGAACUUUGGUGUCCAUAAGAUUACAUGGCAGCAGGAACCUGCUGUCUGUGGUGAUUUGCUUUCCAAAUCAAACAGUUGAUGAGCUUGCUGUGAAAUGCCUUAGACCAUUCAGAGUAAUUUUUAGGCUAUAUUCAAUUCAUAUAACUUUUAGCCUUAUUUAUUAAAAUAAUAAAUUUACCGAAAAAUAUGUGUCGACAUUAAUAACCUUCUUCUCUUAUCAAACUAAAUUCAAACUAAAAAAAUCAGUUUUUUAUGUGAACCGCUCAUUGUUGGCAAAAUUGUCAUGGCGUCGAUAUUUCUCUCACCAAGCACAACAUAAAUCUCUGGGUAACACUUCUCUCAUUCAGCUGGUGCUCGAAUCUGUCCAAUCUUGAGCUAGAGGGUUCCCCCAAAAGUUUGAAAAAUAUGAAGCAAUUGGCGGUAUGAGAUCAAUCAAUGCUACAUUUGUUAGAAAAUCUGUAUCUCCCUUUUAUACCUAGUAUCCCGUCUUCCCCUCAUCAGUAGAGAGAGCAUUUAAAUCUUCCCUCCAUUGACAACAUUUGUACUUUGAGAUUAUCUUCAAGUUCACAAAUUUAGUACGAAUACCUAGUUCCAUUUUGUUUAAAUAAUGUAAUGAAGAAUUUAGAAUCUUUCAUUGUUUAACGGGGAUAGAAUACUAUUUCAAUAAACUAGGAAUGUACAACUGGUUCAGAAAUUUAGGGAUAGAACUAGUAUUUCAAAAUUACUGAUGGAAGACAAUGAUUCUGUUGUAGGAUCUGUCAUAUGUAUGAAGAUAAUGCAUUUUGUCUUUCAGAAUUAGAAUGGAUUUGAUGUGCAAAACUCGUGUGGUUCUCUAUUCAGAACAUUGUGUGGUGCAAUCAUUUUUUAACAAGUUAGGAAUUUUUGUAAAAAGCAUUUUUGGCUCAUGGCCUUUUCUCCUUAAUUACGGUUUGCCUUGAUAUUUGUAUUCAUAAAUGUGCGAAGCUUUCAUGCAGUUUAUUGACAUGGAAUCUACAUAAUUUAGUAUUCUUAAUAAUAAUGCGCCAUGUUAAGCCUUUUGUCAUAGUAACAUUAGGAAGCAUUAGUUUUCGUUCUGUAAAUGAAAUAAGUUGCAUGAUUGAAAAAUGUUUAGAAAUUUCCUAUGCCAUUACCUAGUUAGGAAAUGAAAUAUUUUACUGCCAACUAAUCAAAUCGGCCCUUUUUAUCGACAGGUACUUUCCAGACCACCUGCAUGCUUUUUAAAACCAUUGUCAGAAAUGUUUCCAAGUUUGAAGAGUGAACCAAGCCUUCUUAGUUUCAAAAAGAAGGAUAUGACAUGGGUAAAAUCUCUUUUCUUCUUUAAGAUUAAAUUUAAUUUUUUCGUUGAUUGGGGCAAUUCAUGUUUGCCAUAUCACUUUUAUUGAUGCCUACUGGCGAUAGUGUGUCUGAGGAUUUAACCCCUAUGACUGCUUGAAAGUGGAGAGGAAGGGUGGUCAGUAACCAGGUUUCCUGUUAUUGACGAAAGCAAUUUGACUGCAUGAUUUCCUUUUUGUUGCAGGUUUGUUCUCCAGCAGCAGAUGUUCUUGAACUUUUCAUCUAUCUCGAGGAGCCUUGCCAUGUCUGUGAACUACUUGUCACAAUUUCUCAUGGUGGUGAUGAUUCUUCGUUUCCAGGGACAGUAGAUGUGCGAACAGGGUGCAAUUUGGAUGCUCUUGAUCUUGUCGUAAAGGUUCGCCCCCUUAAAAUAACUUAUUUUCGGCAAUGUGUCAUCAUGAGCUUUAUUUUGAGCUAUUGUUUCCUCUCUUAUCUUGGUAGAUAAUUGCAGACAUCCGAUGUCUAAUUUAAUUCCCCCCGCAAUAUCCUUAAAUUUGUGUUCUGUCGUCUGGUCUUCACCAACCAGCAACGUAUGACACUGUUGCAGGAAUAAGAGAGAUGCUACUUAUUCAUGCUCAUUGGUUUUGAUCCUUGCAUCAUAUGUUUUCAUGCUGCCUAGUUUCAGUGGCACAAGAUAUUUCGACUUUUAGAAGUAUCCAAUAACUGGUAGUCUUAUCGCCACUCAUGUGAUUUAUAUUAUUUAUUUUUUGUUUAUCACAUCCUAUGAUGACAUAAAGCUCUCUCUGAUGUAGCAGAGCAUCGUCCUUUGAUGCUGUGAAUUUCUUCCUGGCUUGUUCACCUGGUUAAUGAUUUUAGUUUUGGAAUAGGAUAUCCUAGCGUUGCGUUAUAGUAGUGGGGUUUAUUACUAUCACCAAAGAUUGGUUAUUGCUCACAGUUCUAUGACCCCAGAGUUCGGAGGAUUCUGUUUCCAGUGUUAUAACCGAACCUUUGUACCUUUGGUUAGACUGCCACGCAGUGUAAACCACUGCCUCUCAGGCCGCCCAAUCUAAUUCUAUCCCGCAAUGAUUGAUGAAGCAUUGAAAGUCACAGCUAUAUAGGCACAAUAUAGUGCUGAUAUGACAUGACUUGAACCAUGAAAUAUGGACAGGCCAAUUAGAUACACCUGGAAGAUCAGUGUAAUUCACUUAAUAGGCACCCUCUUGGGCACUAGACGCUACUAGUCUCCACCAAGGAGUGGUUUUCCCACCUUGGUCCCUACCGUCUUAGAAAGGUUGUUCUGAGGAUAAUUUAAUCAAAGGUACAUGAAGAAGAAUAGAUACUUGCUGACCUUCAGAGUCUUCGUUGACCAUGCCAGUAAAGAUGCCCUUUUUAACACGUUUUCUUUUCUGCAUCUUGAAACCCAUAAUGUGAAAAUAAAUUCCUGGUGCACUCUUGUACCCUGCAUAGUUCCUGAUAAUGUUUUUUACUAAUGUCUGGCGUAUACAAAAUUUAUGAUCUACUAGGAUUUCAAUUUACAACAAAUACCAGAAUAAGGCUACCGUAAAGAAACCUUCGCAUGAAUUGUCUGCUGCUAGAUGGUGCUGAAAUCAUCAUUAAAGAAGUCAUUCACUGUGCAAUGGACCCUUCUUAAAGCCCAAAGCAGUUGUACUCUUAACAUCGACAACAUGUAUGAUGUGCUUUCAAUUGUCCACAGUUUGCUCCAGGUGACAUAGUUACUAUAUACUCCACCUAAUGAUAGACAUGUAGCAUGGAUUUUAGUACUCACUGCAAGUCUCUAAUCAUCUUAUUUCUCUUGAUGUAAAUCGCCAAAUAUGAUCGUAUACGGUUGAGCAACCCCAAUGGUCGUGCCUCGGAAAUAAUAAAAAAAGCACAGCAAACAGUCAGUAAUGGAGUACUCACAUUAUGUUUCUUAAGAAUGCGACAUUGAAGGAUAAAGUAAUAUGCGGUUUGAUGUAAUUCCAUGAGACAUAAAAUUUGGAUAGAGAAAUCUAGUUCAUGCUGUGGUACCAAAAAACUAAAUAUAAUUUAAUCUUAUGAUUGAAUGGUUGAGUUAUUUGGCGUGGAAAUGGAGGAUUUUCCUCCACAAGAAGGAUGCCAUUAACUCUUGACUGUAACCUAAGAAUAAGAAACAAAAUCGAAGACUUUACCCUCCCACCCGUAUGGUCAACUAGAUAUCAAUAUUGUCCUGGAAGAAAAAGCCAAAGUGGUGUUGGAAAGAAAAAGGGGUUGCUUGCUAUCAAAUAUUUCUAGAACAUGGUGGAGAAAAAAGGUGUCAGAAGUACGAAGGACAAGUGCCAGACAAGGUUAAUACCUUUCUAUGGCUAAUAAAAUGUUUACCACAAAAAUUUGAAAGAAACCCAUGAGUUUUAUCUCUAGCAGGAGGUUUACAUAUUUGGCAGCAGUUAUUAUUUCAUACCCCAAUUCCUAUGUCCUGAGCAUGUGGAUUUUCGUUCUCGGAAAAGAUGGAUUAUAGUAGGAUUGUAGUUGAGAUUAUCUGAGGUCCUCGUAUGAUGUACUUCGUCAUUGAAGAAUUUUGUUUUAUUAUGAUUGCUCUAUGAGUACCUUUGUAAUCAUUGAAAUGAAUUGACUUCAUAGUUUCGUUUCGAGGGUGUGGGUGAUUUAAUCUUGACUUUGAUUUCUUUCUUUUUGCAGGGAGCUCAUCUACCUCGAUGCUCGAAUGGGACAAACAUUAUCUUACCUUUGGCGGGCCCAAUGAAUGGCACGGAUUUGGCACUUACAAGAAGCGGCUCCAGUUAUCAUGAUCGAGGAAAUUCCUAUCUUCCUUUGUUGUAUAAUUUUCAAGAACCAGAGGGAAAUUUGAGCUUUCUCACUCGCAUUGUUGUGCUUACUUUCCAUCCUUUGACUACUGGAAGAGCUCCAGUUGCCCUUGGUGAGGUACACAUUUUGUUUCCUUAUUUUCAGAUAGAUGAAGUUAUUUUAUCAACAAACAAAAUUGCGACAUUGUUAAUCUACUGUUAUAGUCUAAGUUAGUGUUUUAACCUGGACCUAUCUUUAUGACAUUCCUCGUCAUAAAUUGUUUCUGCAGUAUUAUUAUAUGUGGUGCUGUUAUUCCUGGCUUACAUUGCUUUUGGAUAGGAUUGGUCACUGUUCCCACAUGAGAUUCAGCGUCUUUUCUUCUAGCUCAAAACAUCAUUUGAUAUAACCCUUCCUGGACCUUCCUAGACAAUGAUUGUCUAGUGUUUUGUAGAGGUACGUUGCAUUAUAGGCCCCGGGUUUUUUUUCUCAUAAUUGAGUUUUUUAACUGUACUCUUUUAUCCUAGCUCCGAAGGAUCAUCUAAUAUGAUCCCUCCUGGACCUCCCUUUUACACACGCACAUAUUAUUGUAAUAUUUUUUUAGGGGAAGACGUCGAAUGUUUGUGGUUUUGUAGGGUUAUGUUGCAGCAUGGUCCACAGUUUUUGUUUUGCAAACACAAUUGUGUGGGAAAAAAACGCAAAGCUCUUUGCCCAUGAAAAUUGAGUAGUGUAACUCAAUUCUGAAAAUAAGAAAGAGAGACAUUGGACUGUGAUGCAACAUACCUCUACAAAACCAGAUGAAACCAAUGUCUGUACCCCCUAAAUAUUUUACAACGAUAUGCUCUUGAGCAGAAUGGAGGUCCAGAAGGAAUCGUAUUAGAUGAUGUUUUGGAACCAGCAGAAAGUUGUAGAAUCUUAUGUGGGAACAUGGAGCUCUAUUGUACCCAAAAACAAUGUAAGCCUAACUUAUGCAUUCAAUUUGUUUAUUUAACAGGAUGAAUGUGGAUAUAAGGAGCGUAUAUUUACACUAACAUCGAACAGUUUCCGGGUGGAACGAAAGCAUAUUUCAUUCCAUUGAAGAACUUUGAGAAAGAUUAUGACUUACUUCUCGUUACCCAAUCCACUUGCUAUUUUUAUGGAAUAACCCAUUCGAUCAAAUGGACAAAUGUCAUGGAAAAUUAUGCUAUUUUCCCAGUGAAGAGCUGCAAAUGUUUCAAAUGGUUCCAAUAUAAGUCUUUUAUUAAAUUUGACCUGGUUGAUGGUAUUUACGUCAUCAAUUGAGAAGAAAGUGAUAUCCACCUAGUAGAAUCUUGUAUCAUCAAAUUCCAAUGAUCUUUUGCUUCUGCCAAGUAUUUGUUCCCAAUUACUUUCAUUAAUUAUUCAGUAGACUCGUUUUUUCAUCCAGGAGGAUCUUUAUGAGGACUGUAUUUAUUGUGGAAUCAUAAUUCCCAUUUCCUUGAUGAUCAUAAACAAGUCUUCAAAUGUAAUACAAAUGGGCUAACUGUUCCCUAUAAUCCCAUGUCUUCAAUUACUUCAUGCUCUUUAGUUCUUUUGCAUCUGACAUCCGGAAAAUUCAGCAUAACUGUGUGGGAGGUGUGGAUAGCUAGUGGCUUUUUUCCCCCUGUAAUCCACCCUUUGGUACCUCUCUGUUGCCCCUUUCACACAUAACAAGCUUCCUACCUGUAUUCUUCGUCAUCACCUGAAUAGGGAUGUUAAACCAUGACACUGGGCAGGCACUUUUGUUUUUCAUUACUAAUCCUGGUACUUUUUUCCAAUUUUACAGUUUGAGGUACUUGGAGUUUCUCUUCCUUGGAGGCGCAUAUUCUCUAAGAAAGAAGCAGGAUCAAACUUUAUUGAGGAAGUCCAGAGGCAUCAAAAAGAGAUAAAGUCUUUUCUAUCUGUUUCUGACGUUGAUCAGUUUAAAAACCCUUUUCUUGGUCCGGACAUCAGCCAUUCUUCUAGUGCAUCUUUAUGUGGUGGGAGUGUUGCUCUAAGAGACCAAUCAAAAAAUCUUGACCUUGGAUUUGAUCUUCUCACUGGCGAAUCUGUGUCCUCUCAGCCCACAUUACAGCCAGAUUUGCCAGUUGUGCAAGAUUCUUUAUCUUUUGACGAUGACUGGACAGACUUACUUGCCAUUCCUUCAUCUGUUGCCACAUUAAAGGGAUCUGAUGUCAGACACGAAAGUCAGUCACCUAAAUGCAACAGUGGUAUUCAUUAUUACCUGAAUUGCUUUAGAGAUAUCUCUGAUAAGGUGAAUGCUGUUUUAUAACUUAGAUAAAUUUUAUGAUAUUUUUCGAAUACUUGGAAGACUUGUUAAACAAAUUAUUCCCACUCAAUUUUAAUUGUAUUUUUGACAAAAAUAUUUCUGUUGAUCCUUUUCUUGAGUUGUUCUUAAUUUGAUGUGUAGGUGGUCGUAUUAUUUUCAAGUAAAAUGACUUUGGUGUUAAAUUUUAUUUUAUUUGUGUUCAAUGAGAAACUUUAAAAAAUCCCAUUUCCAGCUCAAAUUAAAUUGGAUGGCACGGCUGAAGUGUAUACACUCAUUUUUCUUACCUGGAGUAAGUAGCUCUCUUCAAGUGGAAUCACCUCUAAAAAUCAGCAUGUUUACCUCCUCUGUUAAAUUCCAGUCUGAAGAAAGGUAACCCUUUGCUUAAUCAACCAUGGUCGAGUUGCUUAUUUCAGUCCAUAUGAAGACUGCUUCAGGUUUCUGAGUGGUGAAGGCAGUGAUAAUUCUUACUCGAAUACAUAUGACACCAAAUCACCUUUUAGGAAAGCAUUUUUCAUAUCCAUUUGAAAACUAGGUCAUGAUUGAGGGGAAGAAAGUGCAAGUGUUCUAACAGCAGUCAUCUUAACAACAGGCGCAAAUGUAUUAUGUCAGUUAACAUUGUUAUCUUUUUUAUUCCUAAUGCUAUCGAUAUGUUUCUAAUCAUCCAUCUGAUUGUGGGUCCUAGCAAGAGCAUUUAGUUCCUCAUUCGCAGCCUACUGCCAAUACUCUUCCUUCACUACCUGUGAGUUGAAGUAGGAAUAGAAAUUUUAGAUUACGCAGAUAAAUAGGAUGUGGCGGGAAACCUGUAUUUGCUGAUGAAUGAGAGUGAUGGGUAGACUUUUGAAAGACGGUGAACCAAGAUCAUGGUGUGGAUACAACGAUGGGUGGGCUGAACCAAGAUCAUACAUGGUUUCAGGUCUGGAGACAGCAAUGGGUGGGCAACUAUUAGCAUUUCCACAAUGUUCAUUUGCAGGAUAAAUCUUCAUUUUUUGAUAUGCAAUGCUUCAUGUUUCGCCCUUCGCCUAUAGAACUCAUCAGAGUUGAUUUUUUUAUUGUUUUAUACCAUAGGUGUAUCAAUUCAAUGCAUCAAGGAUAAGAUGGUACGAGGAAAUACAAUAGUGUGAUAAUAAAAAAGAAGUGGCAUAAUAAACAUCAACAUUUUUGUAUAAUCAGAUGCAUUUGGUUUGAGAAUCAUAACAUCUAAAUCCUUUUUUAUGUACUGCAUAACCAAGAAACACGUGCUACAGAUUAAGGUUUAUGAUGGUCAAUGGAUGGAAGAUGGACAACAAAAGACUACCAAGAGCAUGAGUUCUGUUAUAUUCUGGUUGUUUUUGGAAAAGCUGGAAACGUAGAUUUUGAUUUUUCAACUUGGAGAGAUUUGUUGCUUCAUCAAGAAUAUUUAUGUCUGCACUGCCUCGUCCAAAAUGUUAGAUAAACUUGUGUCAAGAAGUGCAGAAGUCCCAUAAAAGAUUCCUAUGCGUUCUUUCAGCAUUCCUAAUUUGUCGUGGCAAAAAUAGAAAUGAACUAUUGGAAAAAUUCUCUCCUCAUGACUCAGAAUUAAGAUUUUACUCUGUUUCUCAAUCUGAGUUUUAAUUAUUUGAGUAAAGGAUUUGAGAGCAUCAAAAACAUCAGAUUUUGCAUGCAAGAGAUAAACAAAGUGAAGCAGCUGAAGUCAUCAAUUAAUGUGCAAAGUGUUUGUAACCAAAUGAAUCAAUUCAAAAAUAGUAAGUAAGACGUAAAAGAAAUUUUUAUCCAAGAUGACUAUGAUUCGUAAGUCUGGUCAUACCAUUGAUUGAAUAGUUUCUGCAUCAAUCACUAGCAAGUUAGAGGUUGAUAUGUUAUUAACUGCCAUGAAUGUUGGGGAACAAAUAUCUGCAUUUGGCAUAGUGGUAUGAAAUGUUUCAACUCCGGAGGUGGAUGUCGUGGGUGAACCUUUAGUACAUUGACAGAGGUCGAGAGAAAACCAAAUCUCGCACUUAAUUGAUGUUAGGGUCUAGUAUUUAUACCAGAUCCACCUUACAGGCGAACCAGACCGGGCUGAACCAGUCUUGGAAAAGAUAACUCAGUACAUUUCAACAGUGCAAUCUCUAUCAAGAUGUUCAUAUUUUUGACAAGAAAAGAUAACAUUAUAUGUUCCUAGUACCUUUUAUCCUACGAUGCUCCUUAGAAAUGAACGUCACAUUAUCGCUCUUUAUUCUGUCAUUAUGUCCACCAUUCUUUCUGCUCUCAUACGUUGUUCUCCACAUAAUCUCUUGAAAAGCCUCCUCCGAGUUAAGAAUUGGUUUUCAAUUCAUCAAUUUUCUAUGAACUGUUUCAUGUUUUGAUCAGAGUUGUAUUAGACAUUGACCUCACAUGUUUUCCUCUUGUGGUUUUUGUACCUCUUGUAAUGCUGAAUUCGGAACUGCAAGAUAAAAUUAAACUCAAGUCAUAAGUUCAUGAAACCAUAAUAAUACUCUUUCACGAUUUUCCUUCUCUAGUUAUUCUCAUUAAACUCAAUUCAAAGUUGUGCUUUAGAAGAGUCAUUUUCUUGAUGGCAUAUGGUCUUCAAGAAAUUCCGCGCAGUUGUUACGAUACUUUGAACGCUCAGAUUCAAUUCUAAGUGUGGUUUUAUAGUGCUCAGAAUCUAGCUCAUUAUUGUUGCAUUAUUUUUCUUCCAAGUUUCUUCAACAUCACAUCAAAAAUUCUCACAAGAAGGGUUUUUCCUAUUGAAACGAAGGGGCAUAAUACUUGUUUUUUUCUUUAGUCUCCAUGAUUUUCUAGAGGAUAGUGGAUGGGACAAAAAUAUGGAUCUAACCUGUGAUUGAAUGCCAGAAAGAGCUAACUUUCAUCAAAACACGUUUCCUCAAGCACAACUACCAAGAUACAUUAUGUUUGAAGUAGCAAGAAACUUUUGAGGUAGGGCUUCGAUACCAGAUAAGCGAGAGGACUAAGAGAGAACAGGACAGCGUGAAUGAGUUGUAAUGCUCCGCUCCUAAGAAAUCUCAGAACCUCUUCAUAAAGACUUUAUAAGAUUCAAAAGAGGGAACGUGAAUUUGUACAAAGAAGGCAACAACAUAGUAUUAUUGGAUCUUAUAAGGUACAACUAUAUCCAAAUAGGAAAUAACUAUUAUAAGGAAAAAAUAAUGACUCAAUAUUGAGAAUAAUAAUAUUCAUUCUAUCUCAUAUUUCAUAGAAUACUAUUGUUACAUGUCAUUCCUGAUAUCUGCAUGAUACAGCCCUAAAAGAAUUAGUCUUCCUAUGAGAGUGUAUCAAAGUAGUCGCUCAUUGAUUGAGAGCCAUAUUCUACUCGUUGACGGUUGAUUGUGAAUCGUACGCCCUAAUUCGUUCAUGUGUCCUUCAUAGAAAAUAAAAGUGUUUAAAUUCCGUCUUCCAUUUUUCUUUCUAAUAUGUUAUUGGAUCCAUUUCUCUGCGUAGUAGAUGAAAAAUGUAAUCUCUUGUCGGUGAAUGAUAUCUGUGAAGUUGAAAGACACGAUUUUAUCCUCUAUGUAAUUCCUCAUAGAAAAUGUGAAAUAGACGAGACUUCUCAUAGUAUUUGACAAGUUAGUGAUCCAGGUUACAUCUCAAUCAGAUGGCUUGCAUAAUGAAAUAUAAGGGUAUGCAAGGAAAGCAAUGACUGAACCAGAUAUUGACUUGCAUGAGAGUUCGCUAGUUAUAGUCCAUAUGUGACAUUGGAUCUGUAUAAUUUUAAUUCAAAGGCUGUUGGUUUUGAUAUUUACAGAGGUUUGUAUGUGGAUCGGGUUCUUGGAUUCUUUCAAGACUCCUUUUUCACCUGAGCAGUAGAGGUGGCCAAGUUUCGUGAUCUUGCUGUUGUCGAUUUCAAUGCCAGCUAGGUUUUAUUCAUGUUAGUUUAAUGAGAAACCUGCAGUUGUAAAAGAAGGGGGCUUAAAUUGAAUGAGAAUUUGAGUUCAUUCCUUCUAAGGAAUUUCUUAUCAAGUGACUAAUAUGUUAAUGGCCUCGCAACCUUCUGUGCUUUCUCUCCUAGUUGUUUUAUUUUCCCUCUCUUCUCUAACGGAAUCUGUGAGCAUCUGGGGGAUUACAUUUGCUUGAGGCAGUCUCAUUUACUAUACUACUGCAGCUAUCCGCUGCUUUUGCAUUCUGGAACGUUUUGCUGUCAAAGCACUACAGCAUCUUAUUUGCUUCCUGUGGCAUGUACUGAUGGUGAUCGUAGAUCAGUGUGUUCUGGAAAUGCAUUAGCAACUGCAGACUGACUUGGGAAAGCCUUUUUUUUUACGGAGUUGGAUGUGCAUUCAUGUUAAAUCUGUUAUGUCUUUAAUCUAAGACUCUCUUGCUGAUUGUUGACGAGUACUUUUGGGUAGUUGAAAUACAGAAACGAUUGGCUCUCGAACAAAUGUUUUCUCGCAAGUUUAUAUCUUUUCAAGUUGUCUAAUAUUGCACCAUGAUAAUUACUUAACCUUAGGUUCCCAUUUUGAUAUUGUAUGAUGGAGCGUUUCAAUUUUUUGCCUCCUGGAAGGUCAUCUGUGUAUUGAUGAUUUUGUGUAUUUUAUUCUUAGAAGCACGAAUUGGACUAUGAAGAUGCAAUGAAGCUUGAGAUUAAACGCCUUGGAGCUGGUCUUUCUGCCGCUGAUAGAGAUAGAGCCUUGCGCUCAAUUGAAGUCAAUCCUGAUACUAUUGAUCCAAAUCGUUUAGUCAAUGAUUUUGACUUAUUAAAGUUAUCCAAAUCAGCAGAUAUUCUUGCAUGGCUGGCACAUUCUGCAUUUGAGGACAAGAUUGUUGCUUCUAUUGGUCUUGAUACCGCUGACCACAUUGGUAUUGACUUUUGGAACUUAAAUGUGAAUGGAGAUAACUGCAUCGGUUCUGGUUGUGAAGUCCGCUGUGCAGCACAAGCAGCAGAAAAACUACCUUCGUCAAAACCCUCCAAUCAAAGUAAACCAUCGUUAAUUGUAUGCUUUUUCUGCGGAAAAAGGUCUUGUGUAGUAUGCUGUGCUGGGAAAGGAGCUACAUUGCUUGCUGGCUAUAACUCAAGAGAGAACAAAAGGUUAUCGGGUUCUUCAAGCCAGAGUGGAUCAAGCCAUGGUGGCCGUAGUGAGGGUUCCUAUGGUCCAGUUCCUCCAGAUGGAUUUAUCUGUAAAAUCUGCUGUAACGAGGAGAUAAUUUAUGCAUUGUAUGUGGAUUAUGUAAGAACCUUAACCAGUUUACGAAGACGAGAUCGUGCUGAUUCUGCAGCACGUGGAGCUCUGGGCCAGCUUGCAGGCUCCGAAACUGAGGCAAAUCAAAGCUCUGGAGAAUAUGAUAGGAGCAACAAAUGGUUACGAACGUUACUGAAUCAGAAAGAGUCUCUAGCAGAGUUUCCAUAUGCGAGCUUUUUACAUUCGGUAUGAAUCCGAAUCCCUGGCUGGUCCCUUUUCUUACCUUAUGAAUGAGAAAAAGAUAGUUUCCCGCAGCACUGUUGAUGAACAGAAUGAUUAAACGACCACAUAAUAAUGCUUGAUUGACCUAAGUUUACUGAUAUAGAAAACAUCUAACCAGUCUUCUCUACCCCCACCUUAUUUUCUUCAAGCAUAUUUAAUAAAGAUUCAAGAACCCGUAAGCACUUAUGUGUUGUUCGCCUGUUCCCAACUCCAUACAACCAUCUUACAUAUCUAAGCAUGUCUUUUAUUAUUUUAGUUUCUAGCAUAUUAUAUAUAUAUAUAUAUAUAUCCUUUUUCCUUGGACCUGGUUGAGCUCCUGAAUCUAAGGAAGACGUUGUAAUCCUUUAAUGAAUAUUUUCUUGACCUUUUUCAUUUAUAAUUUCCCUUGUGCGGCGGCAGGUUGAAACAGAAGUGGGUUCAGAGCCAGUAUUGUCACUGCUCAGCCCCUUGUAUUUUGGGGCAUUGCACUCAUACUGGAGAGCUCCUCGUGGCUGCUCGAGCGUGGAAUUCUCCAUCGUUCUUGGAACUCUGUCUGACGUCUCCGGUGUCAUCUUGCUCGUCAGUUCCUGUGGCUAUUCAGCCUUCGAUCUUCCUCUCGUAAGCUUCUUCUACCAGCCCCUCUUGUUCCUAUUUCCUAACUGUUCAAAGUAUCUCUGUGCUGUGUCUUGAAUGCCCAUUUACAGCAUCUCUCCGUGGUGCAUUUUGAUGAAUUUGAUGCUUUGCAGGUAAAUAUAUGGGCCGGCGAGAAGAUAAAUAGGGAAGAACGCUCAUUCAUUGGAAAAUGGAACUUGCAGUCACUAAGCGCGGCCUCUGAGCUUCAUGGGCCCGAACACCCUGGCCGUGAUAGAGAUACUCCUAGACACGUCAAGUUCCAGUUUCGGAAUCCUGUUCGAUGCCGAAUCAUAUGGGUUACAUUGACUCUCCAGAAGGCCGGGACAAGUUCUGUUAACCUAGAGAGAGAGUACAAUCUUCUCUCUCUAGAUGAUCCCUUCUCGCAGCCCCCUGCAGGUGGUUCUUUCAGUGAGGCUGCUGUGGGAAGCGACCCACGCAUCCACGCCAAACGUCUUAUAGUGUUUGGAAGCCGCUUGGUGAAAGAACAGAGGGUCGAUUCAUCGCAGGGACUCGACAACAUGAACGCCAAUUCCUGGUCGGAAAGAUCCCCAAAGCUGGGUCGAUUCAGGGUGCGAAUCUCCUACUCUCUUCAAUGAAAAAAUGGGUUUUUUUUUUUUUUUCUCAACGAAAAACUUUCUGUCCCAAUCCCCGCAGGUCCCGGUUGAAACAGAGAGGUUGACUGGGAAUGAUCUCAUCCUGGAGCAGUAUCUGUCGCCGGCCACACCUCCCCUCGCAGGAUUUCGCCUGGAUGCCUUCAGUAUAAUAAAACGAAGAGUCGCCCACUCACCUUCUUCCAUGGACAUGGACAAAUGGGAUCCUUCCUUCAAAUACUUGGAAGACAGCAGCAUUUACCCACCAGUCUUAUACGUCCAAGUUUCCGCGGUGAAGGUACCUACCCCCUUUAGUUACCUCUGAACCUGCAGAUGCCAUCAAUAUUGUCUCUUUCUCGUUCUGAUUGGCGAUGGCGCUUUUGGCGAUCUUCCCAGGACAACGGGUCACCGGUUAGGGUGGGGGAAUAUCGCUUGCCGCAGGCCCGUGUGGGCACGGCCAUGUACUUCGACUUCCCAAGGGCUAUCCAAGCCCGAGUCGUCGUCUUCAAGUUACUCGGAGAUGUCACCGGCUUCGCCGAUGAUCCGACAGAGCAGGACGAGUUCCGCCCUGUAGCCUCGGGGCUGGCUAUGUCGGGCAACAGAGUUAGACUGUACUACUACGCCGACCCAGCCCAGCUUGGAAGAUUAACUGCCCUCUCCGCGGUCUGA
Spirodela intermedia is the source of this 19207-nucleotide messenger RNA. Lineage: Eukaryota; Viridiplantae; Streptophyta; Magnoliopsida; Alismatales; Araceae. The record is from the annotation of a GenBank genome assembly.